ACACAUGCAGGGGUUAUGGGAGAGCAGAGGCGAGGGCAGGACCCACCUCCAGGUGCACCCAGAGCCCACAGGCCACGGCAGAGGCCACCAUGGCAGGGGCCACAUGGUCUUCGCCACAAGUGGACCUUGGGUGGGAGCAUCUGCCGGCCCAGCACCGAGCAGUGUGCUGGGGAGGGGAGCUGGCGUUUGCAGGACAUGCUGCGCCAGCGCCCCCAGCUGCUGCUCCUGGGGAGCCUGCUCGCCCUCCGGUCUGUCCUGUCCCAGGAGUGCACCAAGUACAGAGUCAGCACCUGCCGGGACUGCGUCGAGUCAGGGCCUGGCUGCGCCUGGUGCCAGAAGCUGAACUUCACGGGGCAAGGGGAGCCUGACUCCACUCGCUGUGACACGCGGGAGCAGCUGCUGUCAAAGGGCUGCGCGUCGGAUGACAUCAUCGACCCCAGGAGCCACGCCACGACCCAGGAGGACCAGGUGGGGGGCCAGAAGCAGCUGUCCCCACAGAAAGUGACACUCUACCUGAGACCAGGUCAGGCGGCUGUGUUCAACGUGACCUUCCAGCGGGCCAAGGGCUACCCCAUCGACCUGUACUACCUGAUGGACCUCUCAUACUCCAUGCUGGACGACCUCAUCAACGUCAAGAAGCUGGGGGGCGACCUGCUCCGGGCCCUCAACGAGAUCACCGAGUCCGGCCGCAUCGGCUUUGGGUCCUUCGUGGACAAGACGGUGCUCCCCUUCGUCAACACGCACCCCGAGAAGCUGCGGAACCCGUGCCCCAACAAGGAGAAGGAGUGCCAGGCCCCGUUCGCCUUUCGGCACGUGCUGAAACUCACCGACAACUCCAAUCAGUUCCGGACGGAGGUCGGGAAGCAGCUGAUCUCGGGAAACUUGGACGCCCCCGAGGGUGGGCUGGACGCCAUGAUGCAAGUCGCCGCGUGCCCGGAGGAGAUCGGCUGGCGCAACGUCACCAGACUGCUGGUGUUUGCCACGGAUGACGGCUUCCACUUUGCGGGAGACGGGAAGCUGGGCGCCAUCCUCACUCCCAACGAUGGCCGCUGCCACCUGGAGGACAACAUGUAUAAAAGCAGCAACGAAUUCGACUACCCAUCGGUGGGCCAGCUGGCACACAAGCUGGCAGAAAGCAAUAUCCAGCCCAUCUUCGCUGUGACCAAGAGAAUGGUGGCAACGUACGAGAAGCUCACGGAGAUCAUCCCCAAGUCUGCAGUCGGGGAGCUGUCAGACGACUCCAGCAACGUAGUCCAGCUUAUUAAGAACGCCUACAACAAACUGUCCUCCAGAGUCUUUCUGGAUCACAACACCCUCCCUGACACCCUGAAAGUCACCUACGACUCCUUCUGCAGUAACGGGGUAUCGAAGGUGGACCAGCCCAGAGGGGACUGCGACGGCGUCCAGAUCAACGUGCCGAUCACCUUCCAGGUGAAGGUCACAGCCACAGAGUGCAUCCAGGAGCAGUCAUUCGUCAUCCGGGCGCUGGGCUUCACGGACACGGUGACUGUGCGGGUCCUCCCCCAGUGCAAGUGCCGGUGCCGGGACGCGAGCCGGGACCACAACCUCUGCGGCGGCAGGGGCUCCAUGGAGUGCGGAGUCUGCAGGUGCGACGCCGGCUACAUAGGGAAGAACUGCGAGUGCCAGACGCAGGGCCGGAGCAGCCAGGAGCUGGAGGGAAGCUGCCGGAAGGACAACGGCUCCAUCAUCUGCUCGGGGCUGGGGGACUGCAUCUGCGGGCAGUGCGUGUGCCACACAAGCGAUGUGCCCAACAAGAAGAUCUACGGCCAGUUCUGCGAGUGUGACAACGUCAACUGCGAGCGCUACGACGGCCAAGUCUGCGGGGGCGAGAAGCGAGGGCUCUGCUUCUGUGGCACCUGCAGGUGCCACAACGGCCACGAGGGCUCAGCGUGCCAGUGCCUCAAGUCUACAAAGGGCUGCCUCAACCUGGAUGGCGUCGAGUGCAGCGGCCGCGGCCGGUGCCGCUGCAACGUGUGCCAGUGCGACCCCGGCUACCAGCCGCCCCUGUGCCUCGAGUGUCCGGGCUGCCCCGCGCCCUGCGCCCGCUACGCCAACUGCGCCGAGUGUCUGAAGUUCGACCAGGGCCCCUUCGCCAAGAACUGCAGCGCAGCGUGCGGGGAGACGAAGCUGCUGCCCAGGCCACUGCCCGGCCGCACGUGCAAGGAGCGCGACUCCGAGGGCUGCUGGAUGACCUACACCCUGCUGCAGCGCGAGGGGCGGGACAGAUACGACGUGCACGUGAACGACACGCGCGAGUGCGUGAAGGGCCCCAACGUCGCCACCAUCGUGGGGGGCACCGUGGCGGGCGUCGUGCUCGUCGGCCUCCUCCUCCUGGGCAUCUGGAAGGUCCUGACCCACCUGAGUGACCUCAGGGAGUACAAGCGCUUCGAGAAGGAGAAGCUGAAGUCCCAGUGGAAUAACGACAACCCCCUUUUCAAGAGCGCCACCACGACAGUCAUGAACCCUAAGUUUGCUGAGAGUUAGGGCUGCUUGGUGAAGACGGGGCCUCCUGCGCCGCCCAGGUGGGAGCGCCCCACGCCGCGUCCCCUCCCGCAGGCCGCCCGUGACCCCGUCGCCUGGUGGACUCGGCUGACGGCACUUGACAACUUCACCACUAACGGAAAGUCCACCGUUUUUCCUGCCCCCAGAAUGACAGACGCGGCCAGAUAAUUCUAGGGACGCAUCAGAAGGGCCAGCCUCCCCCUUCUGACAUGAGUGACUCUUGAUAGCAACUUGAAGAAGGAAUUGCUCGCGUCCCGUAAGGUUAGACAUGUGUUGUCCUUUGUAAAAAUUAGCACAGCAGUCUGAUGAAAGGUGGUACAGAUUUAUUUAUAUGUGAACUUCUCAGAGUGUAAAAUUACAUCCCGUUGAUCAUGCUGCCCCCAA
Aethalodelphis obliquidens (Pacific white-sided dolphin) is the source of this 2907-nucleotide messenger RNA. It is a transcript of the gene ITGB2, whose product is annotated as integrin subunit beta 2. Gene Ontology annotation, molecular function: integrin binding; amyloid-beta binding; protein kinase binding. The record is from RefSeq and is a predicted model, not a curated record. The transcript is spliced from 16 exons. Lineage: Eukaryota; Metazoa; Chordata; Mammalia; Artiodactyla; Delphinidae. Gene Ontology annotation, biological process: cell-matrix adhesion; integrin-mediated signaling pathway; neutrophil chemotaxis. The coding region runs from base 16 to 2505 and encodes 829 amino acids. Gene Ontology annotation, cellular component: cell surface; integrin complex; focal adhesion.